UUCAACGUCACCACUUGCGAGUCUGAGAGGGAAUGAAAUAUAAAAACAGCGUGGACACAAAAACACGCGUUUGGCAUCAAGCGCUUCUAAUCGCAGCUGAACAACAAGCGCUGAUCCCAGAACGGCAGACAUGACAUCCCCCGAGCAGAUCAUCGAGAUCGUGAUGGAUGACAAAACGUACAAUGUGAGUAAAAGCAAACUGAUCGAGAAGAGCGAUUACUUCCGCGCGCUGUACAGCUCCGGGAUGCGCGAGUCAGCGGAGGACUCGGUGCAGCUGCGGGGGCUCAGCGCGCCGGGGCUCGAGCUGGUGCUGGAGUUCAUCAACACCUCCAAAGUUCAGGUGGCCAACGAGACUCUGGAGGACCUGAUCGAAACCGCAUCCUUCCUGCAGGUCACUUCCAUUUUAAAGCUGCUGCUGUCGGAAAUCAAGCAGGAGAACUGCGUCGAGCUCUUCAAACUCUCGGACGUCUACGGGAUGCAUGAUCUCAGAAAAGCUUGUUUGAAAUUCAUGAGCUGCUAUUAUCAUCCCAUGCUUCGCAGGCCGGAGUUCAGGAUGUUGCCAGCUCCUCUGCGGGAUCAGGUCCGAGAUAUGCGCAUGAAAGGCACGGCCACUUUAGUUGCAAUAGGAGAUUUCACUGACACCUGUCUGGACUUGGCAAAUCAAGACGAGCCUUGGUCCAUGUUGAGGUAUAAUGAGUUAGAACAACGCUGGAAACCUCUAGCCAACAAUCUUCCUCAGGACAUGAUCAAUGUCCGAGGAUACGGAUCUGCUGUGCUGGACAACUACUUGUUUAUUGUUGGUGGAUACAGAAUGACAAGUCUGGAGAUCUCUGUGGCCCACUGCUACAACCCCUGCAAGAAUGAGUGGAACCAUGUGGCACCUUUGAACCAAAAGAGAUCCAACUUCAAGCUCCUGGCCGUGAGUGGGAAGCUGUAUGCGGUUGGAGGUCACUGUCUGAGUACGGUGGAGUGUUAUAGUCCAGGGCAGGACUGGUGGACGUGUGUGGCGUCUCUGCCUGAUCCUCUCGCUGAGUUCUCUGCCUGUGAGUGUCAGGGCAUGAUCUACGUCAUGGGCGGUUAUACCUCUAGAGUUUCUCUUAUUUUUAAGCUAGAUGUUUUUUCCUUCUAA
Molecule: messenger RNA, 1129 nt
Organism: Sinocyclocheilus anshuiensis
Lineage: Eukaryota; Metazoa; Chordata; Actinopteri; Cypriniformes; Cyprinidae
Product: kelch-like protein 42
Exons: 4
Coding region: 131-1129 (332 amino acids)
Molecular function (GO): protein binding
Source: RefSeq, a predicted model, not a curated record